AUGGGGGGCCCCCGGGCUGCGCGGCUCCUGCUGCUCCAGCGCCCGCUCAAGCUGCUGCGGAGGCGCUUCCGGCUGCUGCUGCUGCUCGCCCUGGUGUCCCUCGGGCUCUGGACUCUCUAUCUGGAGCUGGCGGCGUCGGCCCAGGUCGGCGGGAACCCCCUGAACCGGAGGUACGGCAGCUGGAGGGAACUGGCCAAGGCUCUGGCCAGCAGGAACAUUCCGGCUGUGGAUCCAAAUCUCCAGUUCUUCCUUCCCCAGAAGCUGGGCCUCAAGGACCAAGAGUCUGCGCGAGGCGGGAGCGGUAGCAGCAGCUACCUGACGUGGAAUAAGCCGGUCCCCUGGCUCUCCGAGUUCCGAGGCCGCGUCAACCUGCAUGUGUUUGAAGACUGGUGCGGCAGCUCCAUCCAGCAGCUGCGGAGGAACCUGCACUUCCCGCUGUACCCCCACAUCCGCACAACCCUGAGGAAGCUGGCCGUGUCCCCCAAGUGGACCAAUUAUGGCCUCCGCAUCUUUGGCUAUCUGCACCCCUUCACUGACGGGGAGAUCCAGUUUGCCAUCGCCGCCGACGACAACGCCGAGUUCUGGCUGAGCCGUGACGACCGGGUCUCAGGCCUGCAGCUGCUGGCCAGUGUGGGCAAGACUGGAAAAGAGUGGACUGCCCCUGGAGAGUUCGGGAAAUUUCGGAGCCAAAUUUCCAAGCCAGUGAGCCUGUCGGCCGCCCGCAGGUACUACUUCGAGGUGCUGCACAAGCAGAACAGCGAGGGCACUGACCAUGUGGAAGUCGCGUGGCGGCGGAAUUACCCCGGAGCCAAGUUCACCAUUAUCGACUCCACGUCCCUGUCCCUCUUCACAAACGAGACAGUCCUAAGGAUGGACGAGGUGGGCCACAUCCCGCAGACAGCCGCCAGCCAUGCAGGCUCCCCAGCCACUGUGCCUGGCGAGGAGCAGCCCACCGUCGACAUGCUGCGGCCUGACCCUCGGGACACCCUCUACCGAGAGACUCUCAUCCCCAAGUCUCAUGUCCGCCACGUCCUGCCGGACUGUCCCUACAAACCUAGCUACCUGGUGGAUGGGAUCCCUCUGCAGCGCUACCAGGGACUCCGGUUUGUUCACCUGUCCUUUGUCUACCCCAACGACUACACCCGUCUGAGCCACAUGGAGACCCAGAACAAGUGCUUCUACCAGGAGAACACCUAUUACCCGGACAGGUUCGGCUUCCAGGACUACAUCAAGAUUGACCAGCCAGAGAAGCAGGGGCCGGAGCAGCCAGCAGCAGCUUUCGAGGAAGGGCUCCUGGAAGAGUCCCAGUAUGGAGAAGCGGCAGAGGACACCCCUGCCCCCGAGGACCAGGACAGGACACCAGAGGGGAAACAAGGGCCGCCCACCGCCCCCGGGCCAGCCGCCACCAACCGCAGCCUCCGAAGCCUGCGGAGAGUCCUGGCUCAGCCUCGGGACUCUCCACCAGCCUCCUCUUCCAGGCGGAACUCCACAGCCCGCUUCCCAGCGAGGACCAGCGACAGGCCGGCCCAGCCGGCGGAGAAGAGAGCGAGGAAACCCAGCCCCCAGCCCCGCCAGGAUCCCCGUCGUCCUGACAAGGGGCCCCCGGGGCACCCAGCAGGGCCCCCACCUCAAGUGAAGAGGCCCAGGCCCACCGGGGACAGCCCCAGGAGGACGCUGGCACAGUCCCAGUGGCUGAAUCAGGUCGAGUCGUACAUCGCAGAGCAGAGAAGGGGAGACAGGAUGGAGCCUCCGGGCCCUGGGAGGGGUCGGCCGGGGAAGGAGGAGGAGGUCACCACUGCAGGCCAGGAAGGACAGGUGGAGGGAGAGGACGAGGAGGGGGAGGAGGAGGAGGAGGAGGAGGUGAGUGAGGUGUUGGAGUACCUGUCCAUGUUUGACCCGGUGGUGAACUGGGACCAGACCUUCAGUGCCCGCAACCUCGACCUCCAAGCCCUGCGGACCGACUGGAUCGACCUGAACUGUAACACGUCUGGCAACCUGCUGCUUCCAGAGCAGGAGGCUCUCGAGGUCGUGCGGGUCUUCCUGAAGAAGCUCAACCAGAGGAGCCGGGGGAGGUACCAGCUGCAGCGCAUCGUGAAUGUGGAGAAGCGCCAGGACCACCUGCGUGGGGGCCGCUACCUCCUGGAGCUGGAGCUGCUGGAGCGGGGCCAGCGCCGGGUGCGGCUCUCUGAGUUCGUGUCCACGCGAGGCUGGCAGGGCGUGGAGGCGGCCGGCGGGGAGGAGGCCGAGGCCCAGAACCCGCAGGGCCUGGCUGGGAGCCCACAGAGCAGCCGGAGGCGCAUCCUGAGUGUCCGCGCCCCAGAGCCCAAGCUGUGCUGGCCCCAGGGCUUCUCCUGGAAUCACCGAGCCGUGGUCCACUUCGUCGUGCCAGUGAAGAACCAGGCACGCUGGGUGCAGCAAUUCAUCAGAGACAUGGAGACGCUGUUACGGGUCACGGGCGACCCCCACUUCAGCGUCAUCAUCACCGACUUCAGCAGUGAGGACAUGGAUGUCGAGAUGGCCCUGAAAAGGUCCAAGCUGAGGAGCUACCAGUACAUGAAGCUAAGUGGGAACUUCGAGCGCUCGGCUGGACUCCAGGCUGGCGUGGACCUGGUGAAGGACCCACACAGCAUCAUCUUCCUCUGCGACCUCCACAUCCACUUCCCAGACGGAGUCAUCGACGCCAUCCGGAAGCACUGUGUGGAGGGCAAGAUGGCCUUCGCCCCCAUGGUGAUGAGGCUGCACUGCGGGGCCACUCCCCAGUGGCCAGAGGGCUACUGGGAGGUGAACGGGUUUGGGCUGCUCGGCAUCUACAAGUCAGACCUGGACAGGAUCGGGGGCAUGAACACCAAGGAGUUCAGAGACCGCUGGGGCGGAGAGGACUGGGAGCUGCUGGACAGAAUCCUCCAAGCAGGCCUGGAAGUGGAACGUCUCUCCCUCCGGAAUUUCUUCCAUCACUUCCAUUCCAAGAGAGGCAUGUGGAACCGCCGCCAGAUGAAGAUGCCGUGAUCCGACGGGUGGCCCGCUGGACCAACCACUCCCCGCCCCUGGACCGCGGUGGCCCGGCCACACCCACUCACUGCGGCAGGAAGAGAGCGAGGGGAGCCGGAGCCACGGGGGGCCCACGGGGCCUCCGAGCCGACACCCCGCACCAGCAGCUGUCCUCCGUGGGGCAAGGCCAAGGCCCCUCCACCCCUGGGCCUCCGAAGGGAGGACCUUGGGAGGAUGCCAGGAGAUGGGACAGAGACAGGACGGCUCCCGGGAAGGAUGGCCGAACCAGGUCAAGGAAGCAGAGACCUGCUUGGUCAACACCAGCCUGAACCGGGAGGUGGAUUCCAGUAUCCACCCGGUGCCCCUCUGGGGCAGUGACCAUGGACUAGAAACUCUUCUAUUGGACAUAUUUUAUUGUGUUUUAUUUUUUUUUAACAGAAACCAAAACUGUCCAGACCCAGCAUUGACUGUGAGGGAGUGGAGUUGUGCAUUUAGCGAGGGUCCCCCUUGCAUACCUCAGACCUGCUCCCUGGUACAGGGGUGUCCCCCAGUCCCUGACCGGGCAGCUGAUUUACAGCCCCAGAGCUGGCCCCGCAUCGGGUAGUUCUCAGGCCCAUGCCUCCAGGACACGCACACCUCUCCCAGGAAGCCCCCCAACCACCAAUCAGGGCAUUAACCUCACCCUCCGGGCAGUGCUAAACCUGACCGCCCAGACCAGAAGCACAGAACUGGCAGCCCUUCCUGUGCCCCAGGGGUGGGCGGUGCUCCUCAGUCCCCGGGCUGGGCAAAUAGGCGGAGCAGAACUGCGAGUGAGUGAGCCCAGCCUCAGGGACCAGACAAGCAGAGGGGAGGGGACGAGGGUGGGGCCCAGCAGGAGAGGAUGGGAAGGGAAGAGGAAAGCUUGGGUCCUCGCAGCCCAGCUCUCCUGCCCUGAGGGGAAGAAGAGAAGGGGCUGGACCACACUCUGAAAUGGGAAACAGGGACCAGGAAGGAAGGUUUGGGGAUGUGAGGGUAUUGCCCUGAGGUACCUCCCCCACAUGGAGGGGAGCAGGGCUGGGGGGCUGAAAAGUGAAGUCAUUUCAGGGAACCUAGCCCUUGGCCUUAGUGGUCUGGGCACCCUUUCUGUCACCUGAUGCUCACACACCUGUCUUGCACUAAUAACCCCAGGUGCCUUUGCGGCUGGCGGUUUUUCUUCGGCUGCCACUGACUCACCGGCAGCGUGUGGACGCGGCGUCCUGAACCCCAGUGUGUGUGGAGGGCGGGGAGCACGUGCCCCUGCUGUGACGAAGGGCUUCUGGGGCUGCAGCAGGGCCCAGGAGGCCAGGCGGCUGGGCCCAGGGUCCAUGCGGUGACAGGGUGCACGUCACCUGGUGGGCCCUGCGUUCACCAAGAGCAUAGAUUUGGCAUAUGGGAGAGUGAAGCCCCUCGAGAACCUUCUGGAGGUUGACGAGACUCCCUGCCUCCUUACAGGAUCAGGAAGGACACAGACUUUUCAGUUAAUAGAUCGUGGCUCAUGGAUGCCAUGCCUGCCCUCGGGCUGUGGCUUCUCAUGGUCCCUGCGCAGGGGAGGCCGUAGGGAGGAGAGAGGGCUGCCGUUGGCUGGCUGCGAUGUCAGAUCUCUUCCUGGGGCCACUCCCAUCCCUGGGCAUCGCCCCGGAAGGCUUCAUUCCUCCCCUUCUUCCCUCCCCUGCCCAGCCCCCGACCCGCUCUGCCCCAGCCAGUGCCUUGUGUUUGAUGUUUGUUACCUCCACACCGUCUGCCUUAACUGGGAGGGCCUGGCAUGGCCCCCUACUCUGUAGGGAAAUGUGUGGGGUGGGGGGGAAAGCAUUCAACACAGCAUCUUCUCA
Messenger RNA from Camelus dromedarius (Arabian camel), 4835 nucleotides. It is a transcript of the gene B4GALNT3, whose product is annotated as beta-1,4-N-acetyl-galactosaminyltransferase 3. The transcript is spliced from 20 exons. Gene Ontology annotation, cellular component: Golgi cisterna membrane. The record is from RefSeq and is a predicted model, not a curated record. Bases 1 to 3006 code for a protein of 1001 amino acids. Gene Ontology annotation, molecular function: acetylgalactosaminyltransferase activity. Lineage: Eukaryota; Metazoa; Chordata; Mammalia; Artiodactyla; Camelidae.